Coregonus clupeaformis (lake whitefish) is the source of this 2988-nucleotide messenger RNA. Its product is annotated as glutamate receptor ionotropic, NMDA 3A-like. The transcript is spliced from 11 exons. NCBI's taxonomy places the organism in Eukaryota, Metazoa, Chordata, Actinopteri, Salmoniformes, Salmonidae. Gene Ontology annotation, molecular function: NMDA glutamate receptor activity; transmitter-gated monoatomic ion channel activity involved in regulation of postsynaptic membrane potential. Gene Ontology annotation, cellular component: plasma membrane; postsynaptic membrane. The coding region runs from base 1 to 2988 and encodes 995 amino acids. The record is from RefSeq and is a predicted model, not a curated record. Gene Ontology annotation, biological process: monoatomic ion transport; modulation of chemical synaptic transmission; ionotropic glutamate receptor signaling pathway.
AUGUAUAUACAGAUCGAGAGUGAGAGUAAUGUGUUUAUGCCGAGGGACUCUAUCAUAUUAGCCAUGGAGACGUUGAACCGCAUGGUCGGUCUGUUACCAUACAACCUCUCACUGGAGGUGGUGAUGGCUGUGGAAGCGGGGCUCGGGGAAUUACCCGCCUACUCCUCCUCUACCCCGGGCUGUGAAGACCCCAUGUCGUUUCUGCAGAGUGUUUGUCAUACUGUUAUAGUCCAAGGAGUUUCUGCUAUGAUGGCUUUCCCUCAGACCAGGGACGAACUGCUGAAGUUGGAAUUCAUCGCGUCAGCGCUUCAAAUUCCUGUCAUCAGUGUUGUCCAGAACGAAUUCAAACGGCAGAGUAAGAACCCUCUCCAUUUCCAGAUGCCGAUGCAUAACCCGGCCCUGCACCAGGUGGAGCUGCUCUACUCCCUGUUGGUGAUCAACAGCUGGUAUGACGUCAGCCUCCUGCUCUGUCAGGAGUGGAACGUCUCCAGCUUCCUGGUUCGUCUCCGUAACAACACCAAGUUCCACCUGGGCUCUGUGGUCAACAUCACCACCUCCAGUACCUCCUCUGGAUCUCACCCCAACAGCUCCAUCUUCAAGGCUGACUUCUACACCUCUCUGCAGGGAUACCUGGAGUCCAUCAAGAAGUCCACGUCCACGGUGGUCACAUUCGGCUGCGACAUCCGGGACAUCAAGAGGAUCUUUAGCGUGGUGGCCAAGCUGGGCCUGAUGCUGCCAGAGUACCACUGGGUGUUGGGGGACACGCAGGACUUGGAGGAGCUGAGGACCGAGGGGCUGCCGGCGGGUCUGUUGGCCCACGGUAGGAUGGGGGCUCCCUCCCUCGAUCAUUACGUCCAGGAUGGGCUGGAGCUGGUGGCCCGGGUGGUGGGGUCAGCUGCGUACCGCUCCCCUGAGCUAGCCCUCAUCCCCUCCAUCACCAACUGCAUGGAUACACAGAGCAACCAGAACAGGAACAUGACCUCAGGGAAAUAUCUGGCCAGGUUUCUGUCCAACACGUCAUUUGACGGUCUGAGUGGUUUCAUCUCGUCCCAGCAGGAGACAGUGAUCUCCUCAGAGAGCCAUCACUUCAUCUGGUCCCUGCAACACGACCCCAUAGGGAACCCCAUGUGGACCAGGCUGGGCCGAUGGAAGCAGAGCAGGGUGCUCUUGGACUAUGCUGCCUGGGCCAACAAAAAGGGCGCGGACUGGAGGUACCCAUCACGGCUCCAUCUGCGGGUGGUCACCCUGGUGGAGCACCCCUUCGUCUUCACCCGGGAGGUGGAUGAGGACGGUCUCUGUCCCGCUGGUCAGCUCUGCCUGGACCCCCUCACCAACAACACAGCCCUGCUCCAGUCACUCUUCCUCCAGGGGCUUAAUGACAGCAUUCCCAUGAAGUAUAAGAAGUGUUGCUAUGGUUAUUGCAUAGACCUCUUAGAGAAACUGGCGGAGGACAUAGGCUUCGACUUCGACCUGUAUAUUGUAGGUGACGGAAAGUACGGUGGGUUUAAGAACAGGCGCUGGACAGGGCUGGUGGGGGAUCUUCUCAGCGGAGCGGCCCACCUGGCGGUCACAUCCUUCAGUAUAAACUCGGCCCGGAGCAGGGUUAUAGACUUCACCUCCCCGUUCUUCUCCACCUCUCUGGGCAUCCUGGUGCGGAGCCGGGACACGGCUGCGCCCAUCGGGGCCUUCAUGUGGCCCCUGCACUGGUCCAUGUGGCUGGGAAUCUUCGUCUCUCUACACGUCACGGCCGUGUUCCUCACCGUCUACGAGUGGAACAGCCCGUUUGGGAUGACGCCGCGAGGCAGGAACAGAGAUAAGGUGUUCUCCUUCUCCUCGGCUCUGAACGUCUGCUAUGCCAUCCUGUUCGGCCGUACCGCUGCCAUUAAGCCUCCUAAGUGCUGGACGGGUCGGUUCCUCAUGAAUCUCUGGGCUAUCUUCUGCCUGUUCUGUCUCUCCACCUACACAGCGAACCUGGCCGCCGUCAUGGUGGGGGAGAAGACCUUCGAGCAGCUCUCAGGAAUACACGAUCCAAAGCUUCAUCACCCAUCACAGGGGUUCCGCUUCGCGACGGUCCGGGAGAGCAGUGCUGAGGAUUACCUGAAGAAAAGCUUUCCAGAGAUGCACGGAUACAUGACACGAUACAAUGUACCAGCAACCCCAGAUGGAAUAGAACAUCUGAAGCAUGAUCCACAGCAACUGGAUGCUUUCAUCAUGGACAAGGCCUUACUAGACUACGAGGUGUCUAUAGAUGCAGACUGCAAGACACUCACUGUGGGGAAACCAUUUGCAAUUGAAGGUUAUGGCAUCGGCCUGCGCCAGAACUCCCCCCUGACCUCUAACCUCUCUGAGCUGGUGAGCCAGUACAAGUCAGACGGCUUCAUGGACAUGCUGCAUGACAAGUGGUACAAGGUGUUGCCCUGUGGGAAACAGAGCUUUGCAGCCACAGAGACCCUCCAGAUGGGCAUUAAGCAUUUCUCAGGCCUGUUUCUGAUGCUGUGUGUUGGGCUGGGUCUGUCUCUCCUCACCACCCUGGCUGAACACAUCAUCUACCACUUCAUCAUCCCCAGAGUCAAGGACCCCAAGUUCAAGUACUGGCUGCAUACUAGUCAGAGGUUACAUCGAGCAAUGAACUCAUCUUUCAAUGAAGAUAAACUGCAGACCGUAGCAAAGCCACAAGAAAGGUGCAACAUGGGUAACAACCAACAACAACAGCAGCCAUGUAACAGCUCAGAGUCCAACUGCAACAGGAGGAAGAUCCCACCUCAGGAGUCCCAGCUAAACGUGAAGAGCCUGGUCCCCCCGCAGGCCACCUCUAACAGGAGGACAGACCGGGUCCAGGUGGGUCUACAGGCCAGGACCAUUCCCAUGCUGCAGGAGCUGUCAGAGCUGGAGACACACAUCCCCGUCAUCAAACAGCAGCUGCACAUCGCCAUGAAGAAGAAGAGGGAGCUGGAGCAGUACCAGCAGACAUACAAGAUGACAGAGUAA